Molecule: messenger RNA, 1593 nt
Organism: Aspergillus steynii IBT 23096
Lineage: Eukaryota; Fungi; Ascomycota; Eurotiomycetes; Eurotiales; Aspergillaceae
Product: putative MFS allantoate transporter
Exons: 6
Coding region: 1-1593 (530 amino acids)
Biological process (GO): transmembrane transport
Cellular component (GO): membrane
Molecular function (GO): transmembrane transporter activity
Source: RefSeq, a predicted model, not a curated record
AUGACCGCUGAAACCGACAGCCCAACGCCAGCUCCAGCUCCAGCCAUCGAACAGACACCAGACAAGCAUGACACGGCUCAUUUUGAAACCGUCCCCGCCGAACCAGGCAAAGUGCACAAUGGCGAUACCGCGCUGGCUCUCUUCGACAACUUCGAUGACCUCGAAGGAGCUAUUGAUCCGGUCGAGAACAAGCGUCUCGUUCGCAAGAUUGAUCUCAUGAUUCUACCGUUUUUGAGCGUUUGCUAUGCGUUCUACUAUAUCGAUAAAACGACACUUUCGUAUGCAGCCAUCUUCGGCAUCAACGAAGACCUGGGGCUCUCGGGGGAGCAGUAUUCAUGGUUAUCGAGUGUUUUCUACUUCGGGUUCUUGGUCUGGGCGCUUCCAACCAAUUUCCUGAUGCAGCAGUUUCCAGUGGGCAAAUACCUCGGCAUCAAUAUCUUCCUGUGGGGGUUCUUUCUCAUGUUACAAGCGGUCGCAAAGAACUUUACCCAGCUGGCCGUGCUGCGCGUGAUAUCCGGCGCCGCAGAAGCAUGCAGCGAUCCAGCAUUCAUGCUCAUCACCAGCAUGUGGUACACCCGCCGCCAACAGCCCAUCCGCAUCGGCAUCUGGUACACCGCCAACGGCGCAGGCAUCGCGCUGGGCGGCCUCCUCGGCUACGGCAUCGGUCAGAUCAAGGGCUCGCUAGCGUCCUGGAAGUACGAGUUCCUGAUCAUCGGAGCGCUGUGCUCGGCCUGGGGCAUUGUAAUCAUCUUCUUCCUGCCUGACUCCCCCGUGUCGACGCGGUACCUGAGUGACAGCGAAAAGCGUCUCGCUGUCGAGCGCCUGCGCGAUAACCAGACCGGCGUCGAGAAUAAGACCCUCAAGCUGUCUCAGGUCUGGGAGGCCUUUCUGGAUUGGAAGGUCUGGUUCUUUCUCCUGCUGGGGUUCUCCGGGAAUAUUCCGAACGGGGGGAUUUCGAAUUUCGGGACUCUGAUUAUUCAGGGGUUUGGCUUUUCGACUUUGGUAACAGCCCUGAUGCAAAUCCCCUACGGCACAUUCAUCGCCAUCAUGAUCCUCAUCAGCGUCUGGCUCAACGACCGCCUCCCGCCCAACAACCGCUGCCUCGUGACGAUCCUCUUCCUGCUCCCCAACGUGGCAGGCUCCUUCGGACUGUGCUACCUCCCUGAAUCGAACCGCAUCGGCCGCCUGAUCUGCUACUACCUCACGGGCUCCUACAACGCCUCCUUCGUGAUCAUCCUCUCCAUCCUCACGGCCAACAUCGCCGGCCACACCAAGAAGGUCGUCACGAACGCGAUGAUCUUCCUGGGCGUCUGUGCGGGGAAUAUCGCGGGGCCGUUCUUCUAUAAAGGGGACCAGGCGCCGCGGUAUCCGUUGGGGAUUUGGUCGAUGAUUGUGGCGAAUUUUGUGGAAAUUGCGCUGGUGGUGGUGUUGAGGAUGGCGCUGGCGUGGGAGAAUCGGAGGAGGGAUCGGGUGCAGGGGAUUUCGGGGGAUGGGGAUGGGGAUGGGGAGGAGGUGCGGAGGGCGGAGAUGGCGAGGACGGCGUUUAGUGAUUUGACGGAUAAGGAGAAUUUGAAUUUUAGGUAUAUUUAUUAG